Messenger RNA from Nomascus leucogenys (northern white-cheeked gibbon), 959 nucleotides. RefSeq names its product Myb/SANT DNA binding domain containing 1 (gene MSANTD1). The record is from RefSeq and is a predicted model, not a curated record. Gene Ontology annotation, biological process: positive regulation of DNA-templated transcription. Gene Ontology annotation, cellular component: nuclear body. NCBI's taxonomy places the organism in Eukaryota, Metazoa, Chordata, Mammalia, Primates, Hylobatidae.
UACCUAAGUUCUGGUCACUUCAGAGAAAUGGAGCACCCCCUUCUCCCUGGUCCAGGUGUGGACAGCCUGGCACACUGAGCACACCUGGCAUGGCUGGUGCUGCUGGUUGCCCAGCCCCUGGCCCUAGGAGACCCUGCGGCGACCAAGGGUCCCAGCAGGCCAUGCAGCUGUGCCAAGGCGCCUCCAGCAUGGCGGCGGCCGAGGUGCCCGGCUACCUCGUGUCCCCGCAGGCGGAGAAGCACCGGCGGGCCCGCAACUGGACGGACGCCGAGAUGCGCGGCCUCAUGCUGGUCUGGGAGGAGUUCUUCGACGAGCUCAAGCAGACCAAGCGCAACGCCAAGGUGUACGAGAAGAUGGCCAGCAAGCUCUUCGAGAUGACCGGCGAGCGCAGGCUGGGCGAGGAGAUCAAGAUCAAGAUCACCAACAUGACCUUCCAGUACAGGAAAUUAAAAUGCAUGACAGAUAGCGAGUCCGCCCCGCCCGACUGGCCCUAUUACCUAGCCAUUGAUGGGAUUCUGGCCAAGGUCCCCGAGUCCUGUGAUGGCAGACUGCCGGACAGCCAGCCGCCGGGGCCCUCCACGUCCCAGACCGAGGCGUCCCUGUCGCCGCCCGCUAAGUCCACCCCUCUGUACUUCCCGUAUAACCAGUGCUCCUAUGAAGGCCGCUUCGAGGAUGACCGCUCCGACAGCUCCUCCAGCUUACUGUCCCUUAAGUUCAGGUCGGAAGAGCGGCCGGUGAAGAAGCGCAAGGUGCAGAGCUGCCACCUGCAGAAGAAGCAGCUGCGACUGCUGGAGGCCAUGGUGGAGGAGCAGCGCCGGCUGAGCCGCGCCGUGGAGGAGACCUGCCGCGAGGUGCGCCGCGUGCUGGACCAGCAGCACAUCCUGCAGGUGCAGAGCCUGCAGCUGCAGGAGCGCAUGAUGAGUCUGCUGGAGAGGAUCAUCACCAAGUCCAGCGUCUAG